Nannochloropsis gaditana CCMP526 is the source of this 477-nucleotide messenger RNA. RefSeq names its product aminophospholipid-transporting p-type atpase. The record is from RefSeq and is a predicted model, not a curated record. Gene Ontology annotation, biological process: phospholipid translocation. Gene Ontology annotation, molecular function: ATP binding; ATP hydrolysis activity; ATPase-coupled intramembrane lipid carrier activity. The transcript has 6 exons. Gene Ontology annotation, cellular component: plasma membrane. The coding region runs from base 1 to 477 and encodes 158 amino acids.
AUGGACAAAAUCGAGAGCAACUUUGAACUGCUGGGAGCGACUGCCAUCGAAGACAAACUUCAGGAGGGCGUCCCGGAGACGAUCCACGACCUGACACGCGCAGGCAUCAAGGUGUGGAUGCUCACGGGCGACAAAGAGGAAACGGCCGUCAACAUCGGUGUGGCUUGCAACCUUCUCGAACAUUCCACGAAGAUGCGCCGCAUCUCUAUCAACUCAGAGAAAUGUCAAAACGAGCACCAUGUCCAGUACCUGCUUAAGUACGAGCUGCAAAAAUUCAAGGACGAUUUCGAGAAGCACCAAGACAACUGCAAGCCUCGGGCGCUCGUCAUUGACGGCCCCACCCUCAUGCUGGCCUCUAAGGAGGGCGUCCAUAUGCAAGUCGGUGGUGGCUUGCCGCGUCUCCCCGGACCAAAAACGCUCCAUCGUCCACCUGGUCAAGAACAACGAGCCGGCCUGUCGGGCCCUCUCCAUUGGUAA